Messenger RNA from Drosophila biarmipes, 879 nucleotides. RefSeq names its product RNA-binding protein 7. Gene Ontology annotation, cellular component: nucleus. Lineage: Eukaryota; Metazoa; Arthropoda; Insecta; Diptera; Drosophilidae. Gene Ontology annotation, biological process: regulation of alternative mRNA splicing, via spliceosome. Gene Ontology annotation, molecular function: single-stranded RNA binding. The record is from RefSeq and is a predicted model, not a curated record. Bases 92 to 811 code for a protein of 239 amino acids. The transcript has a single exon.
UGCAGCACUAGCUAUUUUAUGACGGGAGACUUGGCAACACUGCUUAUCUCAAAAGAAGUAAAUUUGUUUAUUUGCAAAAGAAAUUGAACCAAUGGACCUGCAAGUGUUAAUGCAGCAAAUGUACAGUGGUGCGGCGGGCAUGCCGAUGAUGAUGCCGCCCCCGCACCUAAAUGGAUACGGAUACGGGCAGCAGCAGCAGCCCUUUUGCCCGUUUCCCCUCAACGGGAACGGCGACCAGGUUGUCGAGGAAGUGGAGGACGAAGACGAGGAAGAGGACGAGGAGCAGCGCACUCUGUUUUGCGGGAACCUCGACGAGCGCGUGACCGAGGAGAUCCUGUACGAGGUGUUCCUCCAAGCCGGUCCCAUCGAGGGAGUGCGAAUACCCACGGACAACACGGGAAGACAACGGAACUUCGGCUUCGUCACCUACCAGCGCCUCUGUGCGGUGCCCUUUGCCCUGGAGCUGUAUCAGGGCCUGGAGUUGUUCCAGAAGAAGGUUACAAUCAAGCACCAGGGCGCCGACAGGGGCAAGCAGCCGCCUGCAUUCAACCAGAGUCGCCUGCGCAACCCGUUCAUGCUGGAGCCACCUCCACAGGCGUCGCCUCCGCGCCACGGCCGCCACAGUUUGCAUGGCGCCAAGCCCUACGAUCGCAAUCCCUACGGAAGCAACGCAGACCAGCGGCGCCGCAGCGACAGUUCCGUGAUGGAACGCAACCGGCCGAGGAUGCAGCCGCAGCAGCACCACCAGCACAUGCAGGGCGGCAACAGAAGGUCGGAGCAGCGACACAACAACAAGCGCCGACUGCUUUAAGAUUGAACCAUGCUUUUAAUUAGCUUGUACAUAGAUUAAGAAUACAUCGGAGGACUGUUUAUAGUAAA